Carassius carassius (crucian carp) is the source of this 1124-nucleotide messenger RNA. Its product is annotated as C-type natriuretic peptide 2-like. Gene Ontology annotation, biological process: receptor guanylyl cyclase signaling pathway; cGMP biosynthetic process. NCBI's taxonomy places the organism in Eukaryota, Metazoa, Chordata, Actinopteri, Cypriniformes, Cyprinidae. Gene Ontology annotation, molecular function: hormone activity; hormone receptor binding. Bases 671 to 1015 code for a protein of 114 amino acids. The transcript is spliced from 3 exons. The record is from RefSeq and is a predicted model, not a curated record. Gene Ontology annotation, cellular component: extracellular region.
GAAUAAAAAUGUAAAUUUCUUACAUUCCCCAAACCUUUAAAUGAUAAUGUAACAAAAAUAUCGAGCAGCACAACUGUUUUCAACAUUCACAGAAAUAACUUACAAUUUAACAGAUAUUCAAAUAGAAAACAGCUGCUUUAAAUCAGAAUAAUAUUUCAUUUCAGUUUUUACUGCAUUUUUGCUCAGAUCAGCACAAAUCAUGUGUGUCUGCGGGCCGCUGGAGGUUGAAGGGCCUGUGACCUGCGCUCAUUUCCAGGGAAACUCUCAUCUGACGAGGAACUAUUGCAUCUGAGUCUCGCAGGAGGAAAUUGUUCCUGAGCGCCCCCCGUUUCCAGGGGGAACUUUUAUAGGGGGCGGAACCAGAGGGGUCAGAGGUCACGCCAGUCUGUGACUGUGAAGAAUGAUGAACUAUAAAUGAAGGAGUCUGUGAGGAAUGAGGACCGUCUUCAGUCUGCAGGCCGUGAUGCUGAGUGACGUCUGAGGGGCGGGGCGUCACUCACGGCAACAUCUCGCUAUGUGUGACAUCACUGUGAUGCUCCUUAAAGGGCCGGCGCAGCACCUGCUUCGCCACAGACCCGUCCUGAAGUGUACAGGACAGAACCGUGACAGUAACGUGAUCCAGGCACUGGACUGAUAUUCAUUUUCUGAUCGGCUCUCAUUAGAAACAAGGAUGGUUUCUUCAUCUUCUCUGAACUUCAGCUCACCUCUUCAUCACACUCUCCUCCUGCUCCUCAUCAUCACUGUGGCAACACAGGUAGAGGGACGGCCGUCACCACGGCGACCAGAUGCUCAGGUCCUGCAGGAUCUGUUCGGGCUGAAGAUCAGCUCUCUGCUAUUGGCUCAUCCAGAGGUCAGCGAGGGGUCAGCAGACGAGGCUCCGCCCCCAUCACGCGUGUUCCUGGAGCUGCUGGGCCGUCACAGGAAGCUGCAGGGGCGGAGCAGGAAGGGCGUGGCGCGCGGCUGCUUUGGGAUGAAGGUGGACCGGAUCGGGGUCAUCAGUGGACUGGGAUGCUGACGCUCUCAGGUGAGCAGCUGAUCUCAGACCUGCGCCUGUAGCAUCACAGAUCCUCUUCUGUUGGAGUCUGGGUUGUUUUAGCAGCUGCUGGAUGAUUAUUUCUGUCAGA